GCAAAACCUGACUGACUUCCCGGUGUGAGUCCUGGCUCGUUGUCCGACCGCCAUGGAGGUUAUCGACAUCCCAUCAUCCCCUGAACUGCUUCCUACAGUAUACAGACCAACUCGUAAUCAGAGCCGUCAGCCCGGGUUGUCGCAGGCGAGAAUGGCGCCGCCGCCAGCAGCGAGGCGAUGGGCAGAAGAAAUCAUCGAAAUAUCGGACUCUGACAGCGAGUUUGAGGCUAACCUGGUGUCCCCGAAGAAGAAACGGUCGGUAAAAAUACAUGCAAGACCAGGUCCUUCGAACGUGCCAGUCAUUGGAGCACCUUUGCUUGCGGAUGCUGCCCCACCGGCUGCCGGAUCAUCUCAGAAAUCUCCUCGCAUAGAUAGAGUCGCUUCUGCCCCGCUGUUUUAUUCAGACGACGAGGACGGAGAAGUGCAACAGAUGCCGCUAUUGAUGCAACAGCUAGAUGUCCCUCCGGUACCGGUGCUGCCACAGGCGCCGCUCCCUCAACCUUCUCCCCCUCCUGAACUUCCAGCGGCGACCCUGGAUUCAACUGACGCGUACGUUGCUCGUGUCCUUGAAAUUGUCCCAGACGUGGAGCCUGCACAUAUUCUCGGGCUUGUUGAACAAUUUAUCCAUAACCCAGCCAACGCCGGACAGAACGUCCUAGAGCUUGUUCUCCAUUCUCUUUUUGAGAACCCAAAUUACCCGAAAGUUGAUAGGAAGGGAAAGCGGAAAAGGACCGAAGAUGACGAGGAAGGCAUUGCUCGUGGGCAACCAGUUCCUAAGAUUGAUUAUGGUUCGAGGGACAGAGAACAUAAGGGGGGUGUUCAUUAUUUCGAACUGGCCUUGGAACAACUUAUGGUCGACUUUCCAUACGCCCCGAAGCCCUAUCUCCGAACGCGACUACUUGAACAUCGGUUUUAUGCUCCAACGCAUUUGCUUGUGGCUGAGAAUCGGGAUCCCUCACCUUACGUUCGGAAAUCCGUUCCUUCGAGAGUUAGCGGAAAAGGAAGAGAAAGGCACGACCCCGAAUUCGAGGCAGAGCGGCAAUGGCUCUUGCAGCGACAAAGUGGACAUGUAGCGACUGAUGAACCGCGUCCUGAUGAAACAAACGAUGAUGAUGCAUGCGAAGAAUGUGAAGACGGUAUUGAAUGCGGUUGUUGCUUCUCUUCGUACCCAUUUGACAAGAUGGUACAGUGUCCAGAAGCGCACCUAUUUUGCAAAAGUUGCAUGUCUUCCUACGCAUCCAACCUUUUGGGCGAACACAAUCCCAAUAUCGUUUGCAUGGACCAGUCCGGAUGCAAGCUCCACUUUCCGCAGUCCGAGCUGGAACGUUUCCUUACGCCAAAGCUUCUGGAGCUGUAUCAUCGCGUCAAGCAGCGCAAGGACAUCGAAGCUGCCGGCCUCGAGAACUUGGAGGAAUGUCCCUUCUGCGAAUAUAAGUGCGUCAUUGAGAAUGAGACGGAGAAGCUCUUUCGGUGCGAGAAUGUGGACUGCGGUGCUGUGAGCUGUCGAGAGUGUAAAAAACCCGACCAUUUGCCGAAGAGCUGCAAGGAAGCUGAAUCGGACAAGCACCUUGAUGUGCAGCACGUCGUUGAGGAAGCGAUGACUCGUGCCCUAAUGCGAAACUGUCCAAAGUGCCAGAAAGCGUUCAUAAAAGAACACGGAUGUAACAAGAUGACUUGUCCAAAUUGUCACACUGUCUCGUGCUAUAUAUGCCGGAAAGUCAUCAUUGGAUACGACCAUUUUGGUAAUCCACCUCCUUAUAUUGGACGAGUCGACCAAAAUAAAUGCGUCCUAUGGGAUCCUGUAGAACAGCGCCAUGAGACUGAGGUUCAAGAAGCAGCCAAGAAAGCGUUCGAGGAGCUCAAACGCGAUCGUCCUGAUGUUGAUCACAGCAAUAUCAAGAUAGAUAUACCAAUUGCCGGUCCGGCACAGCCAAGACCUGGCGUGCAUCAAGCUCUCCCCGUGGACGCUGGGUGGGGCAUCCCUGCCUUACCGAAUGUAUUUAGAGCACUGCCGAAUGUGUUGGGAGCAGCGCCGCCUAUAUAUGGAGCACCAGCUCACGGCUUUCCCCAUGCAGCUGAGCGACUGUUCCGGGCGCAGAUGGAGGCGGACCGCGUCCAGGCUCAAGCACGGCUCCAGGAGCGGGUGUUGCAGGCGCAACGCGCCCAGGCUGAGAUGAGGCGUCAGGCAGCGUUGAGGCAACAGGAAGCAUUGAGGAGGGUGGAGCGCACCCAGGGUAGAUUGAGACGUCAGGCGGCGGAGAUGCAGGAACGUCGUAUUGCGGCAGCUGAAGCCGAGAGGGUCAGAGGUGGUAUGUUCAUGGCCUUCCCUCAACCCGUCGCCGCGCCCAAAAGGUCUCGGAGGCGCUAAAGAAAGAUGUAAUUUUUUGUACAUUCUGUCCUGUCAUAAUGAUGUUGCUGCUACCAUACCUUAUAGUCAUAUAUACCGUAUAUUCCUAGCCACGCUUCAUCGGCUUCUGCAACUAUACUCAACUGUACUACUAGGACAUCAGAUGCUUACGUGAAGAGGGAGUGAUC
This is a messenger RNA of Suillus paluster, 2535 nucleotides long. RefSeq lists its product as uncharacterized. The coding region runs from base 53 to 2368 and encodes 771 amino acids. The transcript is spliced from 11 exons. NCBI's taxonomy places the organism in Eukaryota, Fungi, Basidiomycota, Agaricomycetes, Boletales, Suillaceae. Gene Ontology annotation, molecular function: zinc ion binding. The record is from RefSeq and is a predicted model, not a curated record.